This is a messenger RNA of Notechis scutatus (mainland tiger snake), 805 nucleotides long. Lineage: Eukaryota; Metazoa; Chordata; Lepidosauria; Squamata; Elapidae. The record is from RefSeq and is a predicted model, not a curated record.
AUGCUCAAAGCACGAGGAAGAAACAAGGUGAAGGUGGAACCCAAAGGCAGAGACUUCACGGGAUUCCUGCACCAGGCUGGGGAUGAUGGGCUUUGGACUCCAAACCUCUGGCCUUCCUCCUCCUCUUCAUCCCAUUUCCUGCACCAGUGGAAGCACAAAUGUCGCUUCCUCAACGGGACGCAGCGGGUGAGGCUCCUGCUCAGGUACUUCUACGACCUCGAUAUUCUUGGGGGGUGGGGGUGGGGGGUGGAGGCGGACAGGUGGAACAAUGAUAAAAAAAGUUCCUGCAGUACACGAAGGCCCAAGUGGACUCUGUCUGCCGACACAACUACUGGCUGUUCAACUACGAGGCAGCACCUCAUCGGCCGGAGACCCAAGCCUACCGUCACCAUCUCCCCCACCAAGAUGGACCCCGCUUCCCCCAACACCAUCCUCCUCUGCACCGCAAGGGGCUUUUACCCUCUGGAGAUUGAGGUCCAGUGGCUGAAGAACAGCUGGCUGGAAGAGGAGGACGUGGCCUUCGGGGAGGAGCUCCAGAAUGGAGACUGGACAUAUCAGCUCCAGGUGAUGCUGGAGACCCAGCCCCAGCGGCGGGACCUCUACGCUUGCUGGGUGGGGCACACCAGCCUGGAGGCCCCCAUCACCGUCCAGUGGGAGCCCCGUUCAUCCAGCUCUGCCAGGAGCAAACUGUGGACGGGGAUCAUGGGGGCCGUGAUAGGAGUGGCCUUCCUGGCUGUGGGGCUUUUCUCCUACCUGAAGAACAAGAAAGAUGAGUCUGUACCUAUCUAUCAACCUACCUACAUAU